Messenger RNA from Auanema sp. JU1783, 615 nucleotides. The record is from the annotation of a GenBank genome assembly. NCBI's taxonomy places the organism in Eukaryota, Metazoa, Nematoda, Chromadorea, Rhabditida, Rhabditidae.
AUGGAGCGUCCAAAUCAGGAGAAACCUAACCUUGAGAGAGAUAUACAUCGGAUUAUGGAACUCAUUGAGCAUGUGAAGAAGACCGGUGAAGUAACUUCGCCUAAGCUGGUAACUCUUCAAAAUAUUCUACAAUCGGAGUUUUUCAACACUGUCCGUGAAGUUUACGAAACUGUUUACGAAACUGUAGACAUUGAAGGAUCUCCUGAGGUUCGCGCGUCGGCCACAGCAAAAGCAACAGUUGCGGCUUUUGCAGCCGCCGAAGGGCACGCUCAUCCUCGAGUUGUAGAACUACCUAAAACAGAUCAAGGGUUAGGAUUUAAUGUAAUGGGAGGGAAAGAGCAAAACUCACCAAUAUAUAUAUCCAGAAUUAUCCCGGGAGGAGUUGCUGAUAGACAUGGUGGUCUGAAACGAGGGGACCAGUUGAUUGCUGUAAAUGGAGUUAAUGUUGAAACGGAAUGUCAUGAAAAAGCAGUUGAUUUACUGAAAUCUGCUCAAGGAACAGUGAAGUUAGUUGUUCGUUAUACUCCAAGGUUAUUGGAUGAAAUGGAAAGACGGUUCGAAAGACAACGACGACGUGUUAAUCAACCGAGUCCGUCCGCGCCUGUCCGAAGGUGA